Messenger RNA from Cadophora gregata, 1358 nucleotides. RefSeq lists its product as uncharacterized. Gene Ontology annotation, biological process: 'de novo' IMP biosynthetic process. Lineage: Eukaryota; Fungi; Ascomycota; Leotiomycetes; Helotiales; Ploettnerulaceae. Gene Ontology annotation, cellular component: cytoplasm. The record is from RefSeq and is a predicted model, not a curated record. Gene Ontology annotation, molecular function: phosphoribosylglycinamide formyltransferase activity. Bases 312 to 989 code for a protein of 225 amino acids. The transcript has 2 exons.
UCCACCAAUCUAAUGGGAAUUCGAUACAGACCCAAUCAGAUAUAACACUACAUGUACCAUAUCUCUCUCAGUACUGUGAACGUAUAUAUAUACUCUGAGGCGUCAUAUAAUCUGGACAAGGCGAACUGCAAAGUAAAGAAGCUCGCUUACUGUAGCCUUGUACGCUACGCGACACGACUGUCCGAUUUUCUGAACCCCUCCACCCCGCACUCAAGAUUAUUUUAGAACAGACGUUCAAGAAUAACAUCAAUAUCCACAAUACUGUCCAACCAACACUCGAUCAAUCCCUUGACACGCCCCAAUUGCUCAAAAUGCACGACCCACCAAUCACCAAAGCCACUGUCCUCAUCUCAGGUGAAGGCUCCAAUCUGCAAGCCCUGAUCGACGCAUCUACAACAACAAUGCCGUACCUCAAGAUCGUGCGAGUAAUCUCCAACAAAGCCAAGGCAAACGGCCUCAACCGCGCCUCCAAGGCAUCCAUCCCAACCAAAUACCACAAUCUCAUCAGCGGUAAGUACUACGCAUCGGGCGAGAAAGACCCAGCCGUCAAGCAAGCCGCGCGCGAAAAGUACGACGCCGACCUCGCGGACAUCGUGCUGGCAGACGAGCCGGACAUUGUUAUUUGCGCGGGCUGGAUGCACAUCGUCAGUCCGAAGUUCCUCGACCCGCUAGCAGAGAGGAAAGUUCCCGUCAUCAAUCUACAUCCGGCGCUGCCAGGUAUGUAUGACGGGAUCGAUGCCAUCAAGAGGGCGUACGACGAUUACCACAAGGGCAAGCUGGUGGAUGAUACGACGGGGAUUAUGAUCCAUUAUGUUAUUAGUGAGGUGGAUCGCGGACAGCCGAUUAUUGUGCAUAAGAUUAAGUGCAGGACGCCCGAGACGCUGGAGGAGCUGAAUGAGAGGGUGCAUGAGCAGGAACACGAGCUCAUACUCAAGGGCACGGCAAUGGCGAUACAUAAUUUGUGGGAGGAGAGAAGGAAUAGGGGCUGAGGCAGUAAGGGAAUACGUUGCUUUACAAAUUAAGUCAAGAAAGGAGAGGGCAUGCGGUUGUUGGAUUGCCCUUGAGCACUUACUUAGCCAGGUUGCCAGCGGAACUGCUGGUUACGUACUCCGAAGUUCAGGAGACACGGGUUAUGGCAUGAUAUCCAGAAAAAGUUGCAGGGCAGUGAGUAUGGCAAUCAUUGCGGUCCUUCGCCAACAGAACAGGAGCCAGCACUGCCACAAAACCAACAGGAUGUCGCUGUAGUAUGUGUGACACUCAACCGAUUGAGCCGUGGUAUGCAAAACUUAGCUCAGCAUGCCAGUUCCUCCCGUGGCCAUUUGUUCCUGAUUGACUUGCUAUGUAAAACUCUAAGAAGA